CCAUCUGUCAGUGUGCACAGUUGUGGAGAUAGAGACUCAGCUCUCUCUAGCUCCUUACUAUGUGUGUGCACAUAGGGGAGGGAAAGCUUUUCUAUGUCUGAACGUAGUGCUGAUAAGGCAUGUUUUUUUGCCAGAAGCUCACUGAUUUUGAUCUUCAGACGUCGGCUCUUCUAGAUGUGUUUGCCUCUGGUGUCUGCUUGACUCCAGUAUGAGCUCAGCUUCAAGCUGCAAAUGAGCACCCAAGAGUAAGGGAUCUACAGGACAUUGCAAGAAAUCUAAACUGGCCCUUAUCUGAGGAUCAAACAGUUGUCCACAAGCCUGAGGGGACAUUUUGGUCUUGGAAUUUUCUCCAGCAUGUUGGACAAAACCAAAACCCUCCAGCCCACUUAUGGUGGGAUUGUGCCAUUUGCAGAGAUUGUAUCAAAGCAAGGAAAGAAUGUAGGCUUGGGGCAGGAUUCUUACCACAGCUUGCGGGAAGUGUUGCAGUUGAAGCUCCAGCAGCGACGGACACGUGAGGAGCUGGUUAGCCAAGGGAUCAUGCCUCCUCUGAAAAGUCCAGCUGCAUUUCAUGAACAGAGAAGGAGUUUGGAACGGGCCAGGACAGAGGACUACUUAAAGAGGAAGAUCCGAUCCCGUCCAGAGAGAUCAGAGUUGGUGAGGAUGCACAUUUUGGAAGAGACCUCUGCUGAACCUUCCCUUCAGGCCAAGCAGCUGAAGUUGAAGCGGGCCAGACUUGCUGAUGAUCUCAAUGAGAAGAUUGCUCAGCGGCCAGGUCCCAUGGAGUUGGUAGAGAAGAACAUUCUGCCAGUGGAAUCUAGCCUGAAGGAAGCCAUCAUUGUAGGUCAAGUAAACUACCCAAAGGUAGCAGAUAAUUCCUCCUUUGAUGAGGACAGCAGUGAUGCCUUGUCUCCAGAACAGCCGGCCAGCCAUGAAUCCCAGGGUUCUGUGCCAUCCCCAAUGGAGGCUCGAGUUGGCGAGUCACUUCCCACCCCCACUGUGGCAUCCCCUGCUCAGGUUGUGUGUCAGUUACGGAUCAGUACAGACUCCAGUGAGAUACCUUUUUUGUCUGAGCAGACUCCAACCCCCCUGCCACCACCACCGGUGCCUCCCAGUCUCACCAAUGGAAUUGCUACUCCUGUUGCCAAACCACUUCCAACCCUAAUAAAGCAAAGCCAGUCUAAGUCCUCAUGUGAGAAGUCCCAGCGCAGCAAAAAAUCUAAGGAACCGAAACCAAAAGUCAAGAAGCUGAAAUAUCACCAAUAUAUCCCGCCGGACCAAAAGCAGGACAAAGGAGCUCCUCCCAUGGAUUCAUCUUAUGCCAAAAUCCUUCAGCAACAGCAGCUCUUCUUGCAGCUCCAGAUCCUUAAUCAGCAACAGCAACAGCACUACAACUAUCAGACCAUCCUACCAGCUCCACCAAAGCCUCCCGGAGAGCAGCAGAGUGGCAGUAAUGCCCCGGCCAUGCGGAGCCUCUCCACUGCUGCCAGCAGCGCCUCUUCGGUCUCCUCCAGUUCCAACGGGUUGAUGCGACAAAACAGCAGUGCUCCGGUGGGCAAGCCAGGCGCCCUCCCUGCUAAUCUCGAUGACAUGAAGGUGGCAGAGCUGAAGCAAGAGUUGAAAUUGAGGGCGCUGCCUGUGUCGGGUACCAAGACAGAUCUAAUUGAGCGGCUCAAGGCCUAUCAAGAGCAGAACGGUGCAGCUGGCCGAGCAAUCAACACCCCAAAGCCCAAUACUGCAAUUCUCCCCAAGGCUGCUGAAGUGGUGGUAGCCUUCCCAGCUGCCAGGCUGAGUACUGGCCCUGCACUGGUCAGUGCAGGCAUUACUUCAGCAGAGGUUGUUGUGGCUACAGUCACUGGCAAUAGCAUGAUGAAGUUUGGUAGCACAGGCUCAACUCCUCCCGUUUCACCUACCCCCUCUGAGCGCUCACUGAUGAGUGCUGGAGACGAGAAUUCGACCAGCGGGGAUGCCUUUGGGGAGAUGGUGACAUCUCCUCUGACCCAGCUCACCCUGCAGGCCUCGCCAGUGCAAUUUUUGGUGAAGGAAGAAAGCUCCAAAGGCAGCACGUGUGGCACAAAUCCCAUGUCAAGGGCAGACUCCUGUGUCAGCAACAGCAGCAGACAAGACAUGGAGGUCCAGGAUAAAGACCAGAUGUUGCAAGAGAAAGACAAGCAGAUUGAGGAGCUGACUCGCAUGCUGAAACAGAAGCAGCAGCUGGUGGAGAUGCUGAAGCUGCAGCUGGAGAGGGAGAAGCGGUCCCAGCAGCCACUUCCAGCCACGGCUUUUGGAGAAGAGAGUGCAAUUGCAGUCCCUGAGCCGCCAGCGUUUGGCACCCAUGUUAAGAGUGAAAAGGGCUUUGUGAGUUGCCAGUCUACAGGGCAGCCCAUCUGCCAAACUGACCAAUUAAAACCCACACAGACCACUAGCCAAAUGGACACCUCAGAUGCAAGCUCAGUGCCAAAGAAAGCAGUGAUAGUGAAGCAGGAGAUGCCAACUGCUGAAACUGAGCCAUCAUGCCAGACCUCAAGUUUUUUCCUUGGCCAGCAAGGUGGAGGAUUCGGUGACCUCAUGAAGGGAGCCCCUCCGCCUACCCUCAUCACAGAUUCCACUGGCACUCACAUAGUCCUCACGGUGACCAAUCAGAAUGCCGAGAGGCAGCGCCUCUCGCCUCAGGAGAAAGUGGGGAGCAGUUCAUUGCCAUUGAGGAGAGUGUCAUCUCCACCGACGAAAGCAUCCAUCCAACAACCUGUAAGCAGCUCCCAGUCGUCUCUGCAGCCGCCACGGAGUGAGCCCGUCGAGAAGGGUCAGAAGCCAGGCCUGCAGAUGGUCACUGGGCAGUUGCCUCAGACAGUCCUGUCUUUUUCUGCACCUCCCAACUUGCAGCCCUUCUUCUUGAAUGGCUUCCACAAAGGACCCCUGAAAACAAGUGUUCCUGGCAAAACUGGCCUGUCCAGUAUGCCAAAAAAGCUGCUUUCACAACCAGGUUCUCCAGCUCCUCCGUCUCCAUCCCAGAUGGACCUUGAGCAGCAGAGCUUUUUUGGUACUCCACCACCUCUCACUCUCCCUGCCUCCUCAGUGUUGAUGAAAGAACCACCAGGUUAUGAAGAGGCAGUGAAGCAGCAGCCCAAGCCCCCCGAGGAGAACGGCUGCUCAAGUCAGCAAAUGGAUGACCUGUUCGACAUUUUAAUUGAACAUGGAGAAAUUUCAGCUCAAUUCAAGGAGCAGUCUUCCCCAGCUAGGAAAGAGACUGCUCUUGCCCCAGGAUGCCCUUCUCCAUCUAGCAGCCACCAUUCCUCAGAGCUCCCCCUGCAGGUGUCCAUGGGCCACACCAAUUCUCUAAAUUCCAGCCCAGCAGGUAGGCUGGAAGACUUCCUGGAGAGCAGCACCGGCCUUCCCUUGCUGACAGCUGGCCCCGAUGGACCUGAGCCUCUGUCCCUAAUUGACCUCUACAGUGAGAUGCUAAGCAGUUCAGCUAUCCUGGACCACCCAUCUUCCCCUAUGGACACAUCAGAAUUGCACUUUGCCCCUGAGCCUACUGGGGGACCAAGUUUGGACCUGGCAGAGGCUAACCUGGACAGCAUGGAUUGGUUGGAGCUGUCAGGAGGGCCGGUGAUGAGCCUCACCCCACUCAGUACUGCAACACCUAGCCUCUUCUCCACAGACUUCCUUGAUGGACAUGAUCUGCAGCUGCACUGGGAUUCUUGCUUAUAGCUCUCUGAGCAUGCAGACUGAAGGGAGUGGUACAGGUGGGUGUGGGAUAUGGGUGGGAGCUUAAGUGAAAGUUGCAUCUAAAGAACCCCCAUUUUAACCAGCUUUUGUGAAGCUAGAGUCAAGGGCAAACACCAGUGAUGUCUUCUGAAUCUCUUCAGAUGUCUUCAGUGAUGUCAAUCUCAGGCAAGCUACCACCUUUCUCAUGGCCAGUGAUAGGAUGAGAGAUGCUCUUUCCCCAAGUAUUCAAUGGCCACAUCAGAUUUGUAUGAAUAUUUGGAGGUUUUCAGCAUGGACUGUUGACUGUCCUCCACAGGUAAACAAUCUGGCUGAGUUUGGGGGUAUAGUUCGAGGCCAAGAAUCUAGAGCUGUUUAGAAGAAAUCACUGGAGGAGUCAGGCCUCUGUGCUGGACCUGAUUCUGCCUAGUUAGGAAACAUUUUUUUAAACAACUUAAUUUCGCGAUGUUGUAAGGGAUGCGGAUUGCUUCUGGAAAAGGAAGCAAGGGACGAGGAUGUGUACAGGACUGAGGCUGCUACUAUCCUCAGUUACUGGUACAGGCACCCUAUUCCAAAAGCUUUCCCCUAAUAAUGCCAUAGUGUAGGUGCUUUCUACUUGGCCAGAAAGCCAAGCCCGAGUUGUGUGCCAGAGCUUAGAUAAUCGCCAUCUUCCCUUGGCUUGCUGUUGAUUCCUGCAUGUAAUCCUUGUUCCUGGCUUGGCCAUACUAAAACAGGUGGCUGAAUCCUGGCUUUGGUAUCUUACCUAGCUGAAAUUCCUUUCCUGAGCACUGUUGGCCAUGAAUCAAGACAGCUGCAUCAGGGAUGAUAUUUGCAGCCUCCUAUAAUUGCUCUACUGCCUCCUCUUUUAGUAGCCCUGCCUGUAACCUAGUUGCCUAGAAUCUGAAGUUUUGAAGUGGAGUUCUGAGAAGUGUUGGCCCUUAGAUGAAUUGACAUGUAGCCAGCAUAAGCUGUUGAGCUGUGCUAUGCUGCUGUUCCUAAUGACCAUGCUGUUUGGUUUAAAGUUCAUCCACUUUUCCCACAGGUUCUUGCAUCUGAAAUGUAGCUUCCUGUUUGCUGGAGGUUGGUGUCGUGGGAAAGCCUGGUCUCUACUAUAAGUCACUGCAUGUAAGGGGUUGUGGCUGCACUUCCCUUUGGAGAGCUCAGCUGCUGACAGCUCUUUCACAAGAAGCAGUUUUAAUCAAAAAGGGCCUAGGAGAGCAUGAACACCAACAUCCUCUCAAGGCAAAAAGAUUUGGUGCUGCUUGCUGAAGAGUUGCAUGUCUCACUGCACAGAGGAAAUUCAUUGUAGCCAUAGUCUCUGCUGCUGUGUCUUGCCUCUUGAUACCUGGUUUCAUUUAUAGCUGGUAAAAUUUCUGUAUAUAGCUCUGUAAAAUGUUUUGUUUUAGAAAGCAAAUGAAGUUAACUCACCCGGUUAGGUGGUUGUACUUCCCUUUAGCUCCUCCUUUUCUGUGAUAAACUGUUGGGGAGUUGCUAUUUUAGCCUGUGGUUUGGUGUGGAAGAGGACUUGGUCCUUGGACUGCCAGUUUAGCCUUAUUGCACAUGUCACUCAAAGGAAAUCAUACUCCCAUUAGCCUCUCUCCCCCCC
This is a messenger RNA of Elgaria multicarinata webbii, 5308 nucleotides long. It is a transcript of the gene MRTFA, whose product is annotated as myocardin related transcription factor A. Gene Ontology annotation, cellular component: nucleus. Gene Ontology annotation, biological process: smooth muscle cell differentiation; positive regulation of transcription by RNA polymerase II. The transcript has 15 exons. The record is from RefSeq and is a predicted model, not a curated record. NCBI's taxonomy places the organism in Eukaryota, Metazoa, Chordata, Lepidosauria, Squamata, Anguidae. Gene Ontology annotation, molecular function: transcription coactivator activity. The coding region runs from base 355 to 3708 and encodes 1117 amino acids.